Messenger RNA from Prorocentrum cordatum, 181 nucleotides. NCBI's taxonomy places the organism in Eukaryota, Dinophyceae, Prorocentrales, Prorocentraceae. The record is from the annotation of a GenBank genome assembly.
GACUGCUCCGACACCCAGUGCUGUCGCGCCGUCGGGUCCCAGUGCUACGUGAAGGCUUGGAGCACCGACGAGAGCAACAAGUCUCUCUGGGCCGUGUGCAAGGAGUCCUGCACGCCAGGGCCCGACCCCAGCGACAACAACGAGAGCUGGGCCUGCGACACGCUGGGCUCGCGGAGCUACG